AGUGGAGGGCGACAUUAGAGAAAGGACUUAGUGAGAAAUUAACAAUGGCAUUUCGGGUUAUACGGCUGGUUGUACCUUCAGGCACAGCAGCGUUCAAAGCAUGCAGAUCGGUGCAAACGGCGGGAAUUCAUACAAGCACAGUGAGCAACCUUAGAUAUGGAUGGUGGUCAUACGCUCUUGGAGAGAGAACUACCCCACGGUUCAAUGAGUACAGCAAGAUUAUAUCUAUCGAUGGUAAUCUGGCAUCUGGUAAAGGAGCACUUGCCCAAAAACUGGCUGAUAAACUGGGGAUGUUGUACAUGCCUGAGCCAGACACAUAUUACCUGAACCAAAUGACACAGAAUAAGCUGCCCUUGGACAAGGCAUUGAAUGGCAACUGCAGUCUGGAGAAGUUCUACAUGGACCCAAAGGCUGCUGAUGGCAACUCCUACCGUCUGCAGUCCUGGAUGUACCUCAUGAGGCUCUUACAGUACUCGGAUGCCAUUGAACAUCUGCUCACCACAGGUCAGGGAGUUAUUCUGGAGCGGUCUCCAUACAGUGACACGGUGUUUUUGGAGGCCAUGUUUAAACAAGGCUACAUCAGGAAGCAGUGUGUGGAACAUUACAAUGAAAUCAAGAGCAUCAGCAUUUGUGAAUUCCUGCCACCCCACCUGGUCAUCUACGUGGACUUGCCUGCUGAGGAGGUGCAGAAGAAACUGAAAGCCUCUGGCAAGCCAUACCUUCAGAAUGUGCCCUUGCCCUACCUGAAGAGUAUUGAGACUGCAUACAAGAAGUCUUUCCUGCCCCACAUCAGUGAACAGGCAGAGCUGCUUGCCUAUGAUACAACACAAGCCCAGGACGUUGAGAGGGUGGCAGAGGACAUCGAGUAUCUCAAGUUUGAGAAAGGACCAUGGACGGAGCAGGAUGAUGUCACGUAUCACUACCUGCGAAUGCUGGUGGAGGAUAAACAGAGGGUUGCCAGCCUGACUUGUGUUCCUUACUUCAUCCCAGAGAUCACUGUUGGUGCUCAUGAGUUUGAUGAGAGCUAUCAUGCCUUCAGAUCGAAUCCUGGGAAAAUGUACGCGGAGGGGUACAAUGCUGAUGUAGGAGACAAGAACAUCUGGCUGAAAUGAAGAGGUGAACAUCCUGCAAGGGGGUGGGGCCCUACCACCAGAGAGAAGGGGCGAAUGAACAAGGACCAGUCUGUCAUCCCACGGGUGGCUCAUCCUCCUCCCUGAAAUAAGUCUUGUUUUUUUUUGUCAGCCCUUUUUCAAUAUCCUAGUGUUU
Chanos chanos (milkfish) is the source of this 1266-nucleotide messenger RNA. RefSeq names its product NADH:ubiquinone oxidoreductase subunit A10 (gene ndufa10). NCBI's taxonomy places the organism in Eukaryota, Metazoa, Chordata, Actinopteri, Gonorynchiformes, Chanidae. Gene Ontology annotation, biological process: mitochondrial electron transport, NADH to ubiquinone. The transcript is spliced from 10 exons. The record is from RefSeq and is a predicted model, not a curated record. Gene Ontology annotation, cellular component: cytoplasm; respiratory chain complex I. The coding region runs from base 45 to 1112 and encodes 355 amino acids.